This is a messenger RNA of Didymodactylos carnosus, 805 nucleotides long. NCBI's taxonomy places the organism in Eukaryota, Metazoa, Rotifera, Eurotatoria, Philodinida, Philodinidae. The record is from the annotation of a GenBank genome assembly.
UUUAGGUGAUAUUAUCAUUGAGCGAUGGAUCCCAUAUGGCGCACAAGCUAAACGAAAAACAAUUGUUCAACGUGCAGCUGCUGCUCAACAAUAUAAGGCUCCACGAAAUAUCAUCAUUCAAUAUGAAAACAUCCAAGCUCGUGUUGUUCGACAAUUUCAACGACUCGGAGUUCAACAAGAAAAUCCACAAUCAUAUAUUCAGCGUUAUGGUGCACAACUGAAGGAUGCUCAAACUUUACUACAAGAAGCAAGAGCAGCGGGCGUUGUCGAAGACAUUUCGCCACCAGGCGCUGGUGUAAGCGGUGCAUUUAAUCAAUCAUCAUCAUCAUUUGGCGCGGAAUUUUCAGGUAGUGCCACACAAGGAGGUGAAUUUUCCUCAUCAGGUGUCGAAUUUGGAGGACAAUCAGGGCUUUCAGGAUUAGGUGGAGACAUUGGAGGAGCAGGUGGAUUUAGCUCCUCAAGUUAUGAACAAUCAUCAUCGUAUGGCACACAAGGUGCCGGUUUAUCUGGAUUUGAAUCAGGAUCCGUUGGAGGACAAGGAACAGCAUCGAGCUAUGAGAAUUAUGGAGCUUCGAGUUCAAAUUUAUCAGGCGGUGAUUUCAGUGGAGCAAAUAUUGGUGGUAUUGGUGGCAGCAGUUUUGGUUCAUCUAGUUAUGAAGGCAGCAGCGGAUAUGCAUCAGGAGCGGGUCAGGGAGCGAGCGGUUUUGAUUUUGCUGCAGCUGCAUUUCAAGCAGCUGAUAAAAAUAGAGAUGGCUCUGUUGAUCCUAAUGAAUUUCGUGACUUUGUCGGUCAAAAUAUCCGGUAA